AUUCUAUAAUUCUACCUGUUCGAUCUUGGAGUACUUAAGUAGAGUCAAGACCAAUGUUUUCAUCCUUGCGGCAUUUAUCCUAAAUGUACGCAGCAAAACUGAUGUUUGCCGCGCAAAACUUGAAUUUGAUUAAGUUAUUGUGAUUUAGAAAAAAUAGGUUUUCGGUCGUAAACUUAUAAAGGCAAACAUACUACGGGCUUCUCAGAGUACUAGUAAUUUUCUUGUGGGUUGUUGACAUCUCAAAUAGAAUGCACGUGAGAUUGCUCAUCGCCGCGCACGUAUUGGGUGUCGUGCACAUGGCCCAUGGACACGGGUACAUGAUCGACCCACCGGCAAGGGCCAGCGCAUGGAGGGAGUUUCCGGGCCUCCCUAAAAACUUCGACGACAACGCCAUACGAUGCGGCGGGACCAUGAUACCGGCGGACGGUCACGGGCGCUGCGGUGUGUGCGGGGACCCGUUGGGAAUGCCGCAAGACAACGAGGCGGGGGGAAGGUUUGCCACGGGAUUAAUCGUCCGCCAUUACAAGAUGGGUCAAACAGUUACGAUGAAGGCGAUACUAACUGCCAACCAUUGGGGUUGGUUCGAGUUCAGGAUCUGUCCCAACAAUGACGUCAGAAAGCCUGCCACCAUCGAGUGCCUCGACAAACACGUUCUUCAACGCGCAGACGGUCUAGGCUCAAGGAUUAAUAUCACCACCAUGCAAACGGGGCAGUACACAGCCGACUACAAGCUUCCAUUCGGAAUGGUCUGUUCUCAGUGUGUCGUGCAGUGGCGCUACCACACAGGCAACAGCUGGGGUGUCGACCCGAACGGCAAAGCGUGUGUAGGAUGCGGACAACAGGAGGAGUUUCGCGGCUGUGCAGACGUCAGCAUCGAUGGCGCUGGGCUUCCGGUGGUACCGACAGAGCCCUCCGUACCGACUCUUCCGCCACAGACCUACAAGCCCGUGCCACAAACCCUGCCGCCUGUGACGACGAGGACGACCCUAACCUCAAAGCCACCUGUCAUCACACCAGGCCCAACGUUGCCGCGCACGGGAUGCCAUGCAAUAAACCUCUGGUCCGGUGAUUCGGAAAUGGACAAAUGGUGUGUAGACAACUGUGCCAUCGGCAAAUGCCCUGCUUUCGGCUGUUCCUGUGGAAACUCCGUUUCCGCCGAAACACCACAGCCGACGACGACAAGUUCAACCACACCGACAACAACAACGACAACUACGAUGACACCACGACCAACAACAACUUCUACAACGACUUUGCCCACCACUCAAUCGACCACGCCCAGCACAAUAGCGACUACGCCCCAGCCCAACCCUCCUCAGACCACGUAUAUCACCAAGGUCGUAUGCAAGGCCAUCAACUUGUGGGCUGGCAACGAAUACCUGGACAGAUGGUGCGCUGACUCAUGCGCGCGUGGAAACUGUGCGCCAGAUUCAUGCAAGUGCUCUGAGGUGCAGCAGGUUAUAACGCUCACCACGACCCAGAUCUACACGCCCAUGGCUACCGAGCCGCCAAGCGCCGGAACUUCCUCCCCGUCGGUGCAGUACACCAGAGUGUGCAAAGCUAUUAGUUUGUGGAAGGAUAUUGUUGUUUUCGACAUAUGGUGUAAUGAAAAUUGUAACAACAAGACAGCAAUCUGCCCGACUGAAACAUGCGACUGUUCGGACACACCGCUGUUCCCGAUGACACGGUCGGCAUCCACGCAGAUGCCAACUACAAAGGCGACAACAACACCAAUGCCGACGACACCGGCGACCGGAUGUUGGGCUAACAGUGUGAUGAGUGGCGAAGGUUCCUAUUGGAACACGUGGUGCCAAGACACGUGCGACAGGGGCCACUGUUCCGUCGAUGUCUGCAUCUGCCACUUCAAGUGAAAAGUGACCUUCCGGCAGAUGCUGGGAGAUGGAUUUGUCUACAACAACGAACUAUCUAUCUUUGUCUUAAGACUGUUUGAGUAUGUAAAUUUUUGUUGAAUUAUGAUAAUGAUGUUCAUUCGGUUAUGUUGUCUUUUGCGUACUUGUUGUAGUUCUUGUAUUUUAAGUAACAUACACUUCUUUAUACAACAGAUGUGUACUGUGUUUAUUAUACCAUGUGCCUUUAAAACUACAAAAAGAUGUUUUAUAUACCUUGAACAAUAUUGUGUAGGGACAUGAUAUACUAUUUUAUUUUUAUCUUAUGUUGCUAUAUAUCCUUUUAAACAUACAAAUGUUCAUCUGUUCAAACACAGCAUCGAUACCAACUAACCGCGUUUGUUAAAAAAAUGACUAUGACAUGUAUACAUUUUAUUUUGAUUGCAAUAUUAAAAUGUAAGAAGCAAAACUCA
This is a messenger RNA of Dreissena polymorpha, 2320 nucleotides long. RefSeq names its product mucin-2-like. The transcript has 9 exons. The record is from RefSeq and is a predicted model, not a curated record. Lineage: Eukaryota; Metazoa; Mollusca; Bivalvia; Myida; Dreissenidae. The coding region runs from base 249 to 1871 and encodes 540 amino acids.